Messenger RNA from Rhinichthys klamathensis goyatoka, 2092 nucleotides. It is a transcript of the gene ncln, whose product is annotated as nicalin. Gene Ontology annotation, cellular component: endoplasmic reticulum membrane. The transcript has 15 exons. Gene Ontology annotation, biological process: regulation of signal transduction. The record is from RefSeq and is a predicted model, not a curated record. Lineage: Eukaryota; Metazoa; Chordata; Actinopteri; Cypriniformes; Leuciscidae. Bases 122 to 1819 code for a protein of 565 amino acids.
AUUUCGCCUGCCUGAAACUCUCACCACCGCGGCGCCUGACAGCCCGAGCGAUCGCCGUCAAUCAUUCAUUCAGUCUUUUUCUCCGUUUCUCUCUAUCGGAAUCUCCCGAACCGGCUCCAGCAUGUUCGAGGAGGCCAGCGAGGUGUUGGAGAACAUGCUAAAGUGGUCGUUCCCGCUGAGUUUGGUGCUGUUUCUGGUGCUGGUGUGUCCGCUGCGCGCGGAAGCGGCGCAUGAGUUCAGUGUGUACCGCAUGCAGCAGUACGACCUGCAGGGACAAACCUACGGUUCGCGUAAUGCCAUUUUAAACACCGAGGCUCGUUCGGUGGAGGCCGAGGUGCUCAGCCGUCGAUGCGUGAUGAUGCGGCUCGCCGAUUUCUCUUUCGAGAAAUACCAGAAAGCCCUCCGGCAGUCUGCGGGAGCCGUGGUCAUCAUUCUGCCCCAGAACAUGUCCACUAUGCCCCAGGACAUAGUGCAGCAGUUCAUGGAGCUGGAGCCGGAGCUGUUGGCCACCGAGACCAUCGUGCCCGUGUACUUCGCCCUGGAGGACGAGGAGCUGCUGUCCAUCUACACACAGACACAGAUCUCCUCUUCCUCACAGGGGUCUUCAUCAGCAGCUGAAGUGCUGCUGCACACAGCGACGGCUAAUGGUUUUCAGAUGGUGACCAGUGGAGCUCAGAGUAAAGCUGUCAGUGACUGGGCCAUUACCAGUCUAGAGGGGCGUCUCACUGGUGCGGGAGAAGAUCUGCCCACUAUCGUCCUGGUUGCUCACUACGACUCUUUCGGGGUUGCUCCGUGGCUGUCGUACGGCGCGGACUCGAAUGGUAGCGGAGUGGCUGUGUUGCUGGAGCUCGCGAGACUGUUUUCCAGACUCUACUCCUACAAGAGGACGCAUGCAGGAUACAACCUGCUGUUUUUCUUGUCGGGAGGCGGGAAGUUUAACUACCAAGGCACUAAACGCUGGCUGGAGGACAAUCUGGAUCACACAGACUCCAGUCUUCUCCAGGACAACGUGGCGUUUGUUUUGUGUCUGGACACUCUGGGUAACAGCGACAACCUUCACCUCCAUGUGUCCAAGCCACCGAAAGAGGGAAGCCCACAGCACACCCUCCUCAAAGAGCUGGAGACCGUGGCGGCCCAUCAGCACCCCGAGCUGAAGUUCUCAAUGGUCCACAAGAAGAUCAACCUGGCGGACGACACGCUGGCGUGGGAACAUGAGCGCUUCGGCAUCCGCCGCCUGCCCGCCUUCACCCUGUCCCGCCUGGAGAGCCACCGCAGCGCCGAGCGCCACUCCAUCAUGGACAUGCGGUCAGUGUCGGGACAGGCCACCGCUGGGCCUCACGUGGAUCUGGCGAAACUCACUCGCAACACUAAAGUCAUCGCAGAAACGCUGGCGAGAGUGAUAUACAACCUGACGGAGAAAGGUGCCAGCGGAGACCUGGAGAUCUUCACUGAACAGAUGCAGGUGCAGGAGGACCAGCUGGAGUCACUGGUGGACUGGCUGACGGCACAGCCACGGGCCGCACAGCUGCUGGAUAAAGACAGUAGCAUAGUUAACACACUGGAGUAUUACCUGAACCGCUAUCUGAAGGACGUCAAGAGGCAUCUGGUCCGAGCCGACAAGAGGGAUCCUGAAUUUGUCUUUUAUGAUCAACUUAAGCAGACCAUGAAUGCUUAUAGGGUAAAACCAGCGAUCUUUGACCUGCUGCUCGCCGCCUGUAUCGCAGCUUAUCUUGGAGUGCUGUAUUUGGCCGUCCUGAAUUUUGGAUUUCUGUACGGUUUCCUGCGUAGAGUCACGGCUCCUCGGGUCAAACAACACUAACCCGUGGCCGGCCGUCUCUUCACGCACCUGCAAUACGAGGAGCCAAGAGUGUGUUUGCUUUCUUUACAUCACACCUAGUUUUUUUGAUUGAUUGAUUACUUUUUUGAGAAUGUACGUUAAUUUCCAUGCCAAGUGUUUCAUCCACUACAUCUCCAUCUGCCUUUCAAGUCUUCCUGGUCUCGAUGUUGCCUCAAGUUCUGUUUCCUGAAAACUGCAAUCCAUAAUCAUUCAAACGGAGUUAAUUUAAUCAGGCAAACUUUACAUUUCGGUGUG